Messenger RNA from Closterium sp. NIES-65, 1875 nucleotides. The record is from the annotation of a GenBank genome assembly. NCBI's taxonomy places the organism in Eukaryota, Viridiplantae, Streptophyta, Zygnematophyceae, Desmidiales, Closteriaceae.
AUGAGGCGACGCCAGUCUCUCUCCCUCCUCUCCGCGCAUCUCCGCCGUCUACAGCAGCAUAACGGCCACGUGUCGUCAUCCGACGCCGCGAUCGCCCUCGCAUCGUCAUUGCACCCCUCCUUACAGCCGUCAUCAGUCGCGUCUCCUCCAGAGCCAACGUCCUCCACACCACCACCACCACCACCAGUAAUGCCGGCCGAGCUAGCAGCUGUGGUGGAGAAAAGCCUCUGUGCCGUCUUGGCCCGCCACCAGCACCUGGAGGAGCUGCUCUCCCAGCCUGACACGUCAGCAGACGACCUGGCGAGAGCAGGCAAGGAGAUGAGCGAUCUGGCGCCAGCUGUCGCAAUCGCACUGGAGCUGCAGAAAAAGACAAAGGGUUCCGAGCUUCCCCUCCCCCCAACUCUCCCUCCUCCCCUUCGCCUUCUCGCCCCUUUUCCCCCCCAUUCAUCGCCACUCAACCCAUGCGUGUGUGCAAGCACAGGAGGCGACGAGGCAGCCCUAUUUGAGACGACUCAAAACCCGCCCCUCCCCUUCUCGCCCCCCUAUCCGCCCAUUCAUCGCCACUCAACCCAUGCGUUUGUGCAAGCACAGGAGGCGACGAGGCAGCCCUAUUUGAGACAACUCAAAACUCGCCCCUCCCCUUCUCACCCCCCUAUCCCCCCAUUCAUCGCCACUCAACCCAUGCGUGUGUGCAAGCACAGGAGGUACCAGCGCUUCUGCGCUAAGCGGGGGUGGCAGUUUGAGGUUCUAGACGUCACAGAGAUUGAGAAGGGCGGAUACAAGGAAGCGAGUGCGAGUGUGUCAGGGGACGGGGUGCUCGGGUGGCUCAAGUGGGAGAGUGGCGUUCACAGGGAAGCGAGUGCGAGUGUGUCAGGGGAAGGGGUGUUUGGGAGCCUCAAGUGGGAAAGUGGCGUGCACAGGGUGCAGCGAGUACCGGCCACUGAGAAAUCGGGCAGGGUGCACACGAGUGCUGCUACCGUGGCUGUGCUGCCCCAAGCUGACGAGGUGAGCAUUGCGGAACGGUGUAGAGGGGUGCAGAGGGUGCACAGGGAGCACAGGGUGCAGAGGGUACCAGCCACAGAGAAGGCAGGCAGGGUGCACACCAGUGCUGCUACUGUGGCUGUGCUGCCCCAAGCCGACGAGGUGAGUGGUGCAGAGGGGUACAGAACUGGUGCGGUGCAGAGCGGGUGGGCGUGUUUGGGAGCCUCAGUGGAUGUGUCGAUCCGGCAGGAGGAUCUGCGCAUUGACACGUACCGCAGCGGCGGGUGUGGAGGGCAGUCGGUGGACGUGCUAAUCCGCCAGGAGGAUCUGCGUAUCGACACGUACCGCAGCGGCGGGUGUGGGUGGAGGGCAGUGGAUGUGUCGAUCCGGCAGGAGGAUCUGCGCAUUGACACGUACCGCAGCGGCGGGUGUGGAGGGCAGUCGGUGGACGUGCUAAUCCGCCAGGAGGAUCUGCGUAUCGACACGUACCGCAGCGGCGGGUGUGGAGGGCAGUCGGUGAACACGACCAACAGUGCCGUGCGCAUCACCCACUUGCCCUCGGGGCUUGUCGUGGCUAUACAGGACGAACGCUCUCAGCACAUGAACAAGGCCAAGGCGCUCAAGGUGCUGCGAGCACGGCUGUUCGACCUGCAGAGGAAGCAGGCCGAGGCGUCGCGGUCUCAGCUCAGACAUGGGCAGAUCGGCUCUGGCGAUCGCUCGGAGCGAAUCCGCACGUACAACUUCCCGCAGGGCCGAAUCACGGACCACCGCGUGGGCCUCACCCUGCACUCGCUGCCGCAGGUGCUCCAAGGGGAGGGCCUGGAGGCGUUUAUAGAGGCGCUGGAGGCAGCAGCAGAGAAGGAGGCGAUAGAUGGCCUGGCCAAGGCAGGGUAG